CUGACAUACAUACACAUGCAAACACAGACACAAGCGUCCCACGCGGUUAUAUCAUUGUGUGGGGGUCUCCCUCUCUCUUUACCCAAAAACCGACACAACAACGCAACAACGCAACAAGACAGAAGAAAGAAGAAGCAGCAACGAAAGCAGCUCUACGCAUCACCACCAAACCGGAAGAUGACGAGCAUGCUUGGAGUUGAGUGUGAUUUGAACCUCAGAGAGACUGAGCUGUGCCUAGGGCUGCCUGGUGGUGGUACUUCUACUGUGGCUGAGCCGGAAACUAAGGCUACCGGAAAGAGAGGCUUCUCUGAGACCGUUGAUCUCAAGCUCAAGCUUCAGUCCAAGGAUGAUCUGAAUGACAAUGUAAAAAAUAUUGCUUCCAGGGAGAAGAACGACCUCCUUUCUUGCACAAAAGAUCCAGCAAAGCCUCCAGCCAAGGCACAAGUUGUGGGUUGGCCACCAGUUCGAUCAUACCGAAAGAACAUAAUGGCGCAGAAGAACACCAGCGAGGAAAAUACUGAGAAGGCAACCGUCGGUGGCGGAGGCUGCAGCGCUGCGUUUGUGAAGGUUUGCAUGGAUGGCGCUCCAUAUCUUCGUAAGGUGGAUUUGAAGAUGUACAAGAGUUACCAAGAGCUCUCUAAUGCCUUAGCCAAGAUGUUCAGUUCCUUCACCACCGGUUACUAUGGGGCCCAAGGAAUGAUAGACUUCAUGAACGAGAGCAAGUUGAUGGAUCUUCUUAACAGUUCCGAGUAUGUGCCAACCUAUGAAGAUAAGGACGGUGAUUGGAUGCUCGUGGGUGACGUUCCAUGGGGGAUGUUCGUUGAUUCAUGCAAGCGCUUGCGAAUAAUGAAAGGAUCAGAAGCAAUUGGACUUGCCCCAAAAGCUAUGGAGAAAUGCAAAGGCAGAAGCUGAGCUCGAUCCUCAAGAGAAAAUGGAUCGAUGGAGGGAGAGCUGCAGGGUGUGUUCUUUUGGAUGUGUCUGUAUUUUAUGUGAUGAUCAUGUAAAUGGUAAAGAUGCUGAACAUUUGUAAUAGACAAGAAGCAAUAAACUUAACCUAGUGGUCUGCUCUGCUGCCUUGUUUAUUGCUAUUUGAUUUCUUUAUAAUUACCCAAUUAUUUUUUGUUGUUGGCCUUGUUGUCAUAGUUGGUGUGUGUUUUUAUUCCUUCAAAUUAAUGCUACUUUUUUAUAUAUUAUUUUUCAUCAAAAGA
This is a messenger RNA of Malus domestica (apple), 1208 nucleotides long. The record is from RefSeq and is a predicted model, not a curated record. Lineage: Eukaryota; Viridiplantae; Streptophyta; Magnoliopsida; Rosales; Rosaceae.